This is a messenger RNA of Babjeviella inositovora NRRL Y-12698, 3150 nucleotides long. RefSeq lists its product as uncharacterized. Lineage: Eukaryota; Fungi; Ascomycota; Pichiomycetes; Serinales. Gene Ontology annotation, biological process: endoplasmic reticulum to Golgi vesicle-mediated transport; intracellular protein transport; COPII-coated vesicle cargo loading. Gene Ontology annotation, cellular component: endoplasmic reticulum exit site; COPII vesicle coat. Gene Ontology annotation, molecular function: SNARE binding; zinc ion binding. The transcript has a single exon. The coding region runs from base 30 to 2813 and encodes 927 amino acids. The record is from RefSeq and is a predicted model, not a curated record.
ACCCUUUUUUUUCUCCCCCUCCUCACCCGAUGUCGUACUUUCCCAGCCCAGACGCCCUCGCGACGAACCUCCAAAACGUAAGCUUGGACGCUAAGCCCAAGAAGAAGCGUGCGGCGAGAGCGUUCCACACGGACAUGAACCCACCCGUGCCCGUGGUGGACGCGCGUGUUUUUUCGCCGAGCCUCUCGCACAACGCGUUCCAGGCGAACCCGCAAAACGCAAUGCUCAGUAGCCUGGGCACGAGCUCGAUGUUCCAGGCGAACCCAAGCACGAACGCAAAUGCUAUGCUCCAACCCCAGGGCAACUCCUUCAACCUGAUGCUCCAGGGGAACUCCCAGAGCAUUGACCCCGCCCCCGGCUUCGCUGCCGGUUCUGCUGGGUCUGUCUUCUCCACCAUCCCAGAACUUGGGCAUCAGCAGUCCCAGCCCUACGAGCCAGAACUGACGCUCUCCAUUCCCGACCAACGCCGCGCGGCCCAGCAGGAAUACGCUUCCACCACCUUCAACUCGUUCCGGAACAUUGUGCCGCCGGUUGCGGGAACACAGUUCACGGCGGUUGAUGAGAAUUCUGCUGCGCCGCGCCACGCGCGCCUCUCUCUCUACUGCGUGCCCGCGACGGAAAAGGUGCGUGAGGCCGCGCGGCUCCCGCUCGGUGUCGUGCUCCGCCCCUUUGCACGUACAGCGCACGGCGACGCGCCAGUCCCAGUCGUGGAUCUCCGUGACAUCGGUGGCCCGCCGCGCUGCAAUCGUUGCCGCACCUACAUCAACCCAAUGAUGCAACACACCGCCGACUACAAGUUUGUCUGUAAUGUCUGUCAGUUCGCGUCUCCCCAGCCCCAGGGCUACUCCGCUGCGCUCGACGCGAGCGGGAUUCGUGUUGACUACUACCAGCGCCCGGAACUCAGCCGUGGUGUGGUGGACUUUUUAGUGCCGGACGCGUACAAUGCCGAUCCGGAGACGCCGCCGCAGCCGCUCCACCAUGUGUUUCUCAUCGACGUGUCACAGGAGUCUGUCGCGCGCGGGAUGCCGGAGCUCGCGGCAGAGGCCAUCCGUGCGACAUUGUACGACAUGGACUCGGGCGCAUGUCAGUUACCAGAAGGCACGCGCGUUGCAAUCAUCACGUUUGACCAGAAAAUCCACUUCUACAACCUCUCCGAGAGUUUGACGACGCCCGCGGUGGCGGUGAUGGCGGAUCUCGAGGACCCCUUCCUUCCAUUCUUCGGCGGCCUCUUUGCGGAUGCGCGUGCGUCCAGUGCCAUCAUUGACGCGACGCUUGUCGCGAUCGAGAACGCACGCUCGCGCUACACAGUGCCAGAGCCUGCCUUUGGCGCGGCACUCACGUGUGCGACGCACGCGCUCGCACAGGUGGGUGGUGGUAAGAUUACCGCACUCUUGGCAGCGCGCGCCACCUGGGGCCCGGGCAAGCUCCGCCUCAAGACCGACCAGGGCACCGAUACCUUCACGCCUGAAUCGUCAUACUUCAAGGACCUCACUGCAACCAUGCUCAAGAGCAACGUCGGGGUUGACCUCAUUGUUGCGGCGACCGCUUCUGUGGAUCUCAUUAAUCCGGGUACACUCGUUGCACGCACGGGGGGGCAGACGCGCCUCUACCAGAAUCUCCACUCGACGCGCGACGCGCGUGCGUUCGUUGCGGACUUUCAGCGCGGAGUGCUCGGCACCCGCGGCUACCAAGCGCAGUUGAAGGUGCGCUGCUCCAACGGAUUGCAGGUGAAGAGAUACUAUGUUUUCAACGGCGACAAGGACGCCGGGACCGACCCUAUGAUUCCGAUUGUGCACCUGGACCAGACGAUUUCGGUGUUGUUCACGUACGAUGGCAAACUCGAUGCGAAGACAGAUGCGCACUUCCAGGCCGCGAUGCUCUACACAAGUGCGCGAGGCGAACGCCGCGUACGCGUGAUCAACAUGGUCGCAUCGGUGUCCGAACGCGUGAACGAUGUGUUUGCAUUUGCUGACCAGGACACCGUUCUCGCAUUAUUGGUGCGCGAUAACUUGACAACCAUUCCGCCAAACACCGUCGCACAGCUCCGAGAGCUUACGAACACGAAGCUUGUGAACAUCUACGCACAGUAUCGUGCGCUACUCACCCAGUCGGUAUCCUCUUCCAGUCAAUUCAUCUUCCCUGAGUCGCUUAAGACGCUCGCAGCGUACGUGUUAGCGUUCCAGAAGUCACGCGCGCUCCGUGACGGGACUAACGGCGAUGCGCGCAUAGCGCAGAUGCUCGAAUUCAACUUCAUGCCGUUAGCGACGGUGACCCUGCGCUUAUACCCGCAGAUCUACGCGGUGCACGAUCUUGCGGCGGGCGAGUGCGCGCGCGGCGAGCCGUUCAUGGUGCCGCAGCCCGUGCGUGCGAGCAGUGCGCACAUCGCGUACGGUGGGUGCUACCUUGCGUUCGACGGCGACCGUGCACUCUUAUGGAUCCACGACCAGGUCAACCCGUUGCUUCUCCAGGACUUAUUCGGACCCACGGUGCAAGCGAUCGGCGACAUUGACCCGCUCAUGGACGAGGUGCCGGACGCGGGCACGGAAAUUUCCGCACAGGUGCGCGCACUUGUCGCACACUUUGCUGUGCGCGCGGGCCGCUCGUUCCAAGCAGUACAGGUUGCACGCGUCGGUAUCGAUGCCGCGGAGCACGAUUUCCGUGCGAUGUUGGUCGAGGACGCCACACACGACAAGCUCAUGGCGUACGGUGAGUACCUUGGGCAUCUCCACCGCGCGAUCAAAACCAAGUUGGACUCUGAAACCAAGGGUGACCAGGACGUGGGCUUCCUCGGGCAGAGGUUUGGGGUGCAUUAGCUGUAGACUAAAUACAUAUUCGUAGCAUACUAUCGCUUUAGGUGGUGUAAAUUGUAUAGCCACCUCCUAGACGAGAGAACAUAAUCGAAUACAGAACUAAGGAAUUCGUGCGGGAAUACUGGGUGCGCUUCUGGAUUUCUAACAAUUGAACUGAUACUAAAGCGUAUAACUGUUUGUGGUUGCAUGAAAACUACGGGUAUUGACCGCGGAUAGAUAUAUUGCUCGGCCAAAUGACAUUGGCAUGCACCUAAUGAGGGUUUGGGGGAUUAAUGCGGACUAUCGCAUACAGCAUUGAGUUCUCCAGAAAUUUAAAGAGACAGUUCUGUUUGCUUUUCUG